Messenger RNA from Cherax quadricarinatus, 748 nucleotides. RefSeq lists its product as uncharacterized. Lineage: Eukaryota; Metazoa; Arthropoda; Malacostraca; Decapoda; Parastacidae. The record is from RefSeq and is a predicted model, not a curated record.
AUUUAAUCUAACUCUAGAAAGCUCGCUUUAAAGACACAGGAUACGUUCAUAUAUUGACGCUGAUCACAACGUCCAAAACUGACAUUUUAACAUGAGAGUAAGAGCACUGUGUUGUUUCAGAGAGCGGUGGGAGCUGCUGGAGGAGGGUGGUAACUACGACAGAUGGCACUACGGCGUCAUCACUUAUGAGAGCAUGGUGGGAGGCUGGCUGCUGGGACUCAACGAGAACCAUGGUCAAGUGAUGGUGGAGCCUCUCGCUCCACCCAACCAUUAUUACCACCAAGAGGUCUACACCACACACAGCCUCCACGGCCUACUCAUCGUGAAGAACUACGGGAAGACUCACUUCCGACGCAGCAACAGAGACGGGCAGGAAGGAACACUGGUGCAACAAGAAGUCUUCAGCGACUGUCCUCUCCUCUUCCACUAUCUCUGUGUAUUUGAAAUCAACUCGGAUUCUGGGCUACAACUCGCGAUUGUUGAAGAUUCUGGGCUACAACACGCGAGUGUUGAAGAUUCUGGGCUACAACACGCGAUUGUUGAAGAUUCUGGGCUACAACACGCGAUUGUUGAAGAUUCUGGGCUACAACACGCGAUUGUUGAAGAUUCUGGGCUACAACACGCGAUUGUUGAAGAUUCUUUUGUGAACAGACAUUAUUUUUGCACUUUAACAGUGGAAGACUAAAUACUAUGACUGUUGAAAAUUUCCAUGUGUUUUCCAAAUAAACAUGUUGUAUUUGUCGGAUUA